CUCUCCUCCAACCUCCUGACCGCAAGCACGCCGGCCAGCUCGACCGCGCCCCUCUCCGCGAGCCAAGCUAACUAUCUACGAGCUAGCGGCAUGGCCAAGGUGCACCCCAACGUCGCCGCGCCAGAGCUGCCGGCUGGAGGCAGGGCCGUCGUCGAGGAGCAGCAGCCCACGGUGCUGACGGUGUGGCGCAAGUCUCUGCUCUUCAACUGCGACGGCUUCACCGUCUUCGACUCCGCCGGCGGCCUCGCCUUCCGCGUCGACCGCUACGGCUCCUCGUCGGGGAGCCGACGCCGCGCCGAGGACGUCGUGCUCAUGGACGCCGCGGGGAAGCCGCUCCUCACCGUGCGGCGCAAGAUCAAGCUCGGCCUGGGCCUGGGGGAGCACUGGGUGGUGUACGAGGGCGACGCGAGCGCCUCCGCCACCGCCGCGAAGCCGCUCCUCUCCGUGCGCCGUCACCACACCGGCCUCCGCCGCCGCGCGUCUGACAAGACGCUCGCGCACGUCACGCCGCUGGGGCCCUCUUCGGCCGGCGCCGACGCGGCCGCCUACGUCGUGGAGGGGUCGUACGGGCGGCGGAGCUGCGCGGUGCGGGACGCGCGCGGGGGCGCCCCCGUGGCGGAGGUGCGGCGGAAGGAGUCGGUGGGGGACGACGUGUUCCGGCUGGUGGUGCCUGACCACCGCCUGGGAACGGCGCUGUCCAUGGGCGUCGUCGUCGCCCUCGACCAGAUGUUCGGCGCCGCCUCGUCGCGGACGUCGCUGCUGCCCAGGAGCUGGUCGGCGUAGGAGGAGUACACUGGCCGCGGUAGGAGCCAGCUGGUGAAGCCGCUGACCUGGCGACCCCACACGGCAACAAGGUUCUUCGCAAGGGGAAAGCUACUGGCCCCACCUGUCGGCGUGAGCACAGUUUUAGGUGCAGAUUGCCCCGCAGAAUGUAGUAGCAAAGCAGAAGAGUAAUUUUCAUUUAAAUUUAGAAAACAAGGCUACGGAGGCUGGAUGCAUGCAUGACUUAGGAAUCGGUGUAUAUACGGUCAGCCUCUGAAACUUGUUCAUGGAUGAUGCUAAAAAUACUAUGUACAUGGAUCUGAAAUGUCAGUGAUAUACUAAAGUGAAUGCUUGUGUCA
Molecule: messenger RNA, 1121 nt
Organism: Triticum urartu
Lineage: Eukaryota; Viridiplantae; Streptophyta; Magnoliopsida; Poales; Poaceae
Source: RefSeq, a predicted model, not a curated record